Fraxinus pennsylvanica is the source of this 510-nucleotide messenger RNA. The record is from the annotation of a GenBank genome assembly. Lineage: Eukaryota; Viridiplantae; Streptophyta; Magnoliopsida; Lamiales; Oleaceae.
AUGCCUAGGGUUCCCAAAUUACAAGAUGAGGAGGAUAAUGACUGGAUUGAGAAGGGAUCUGAGGAUACUGUUGGGUCUCUUUCUGCAAAUGAUAAUGAUGGACUUGAUUGUAGAAAAAGGGGUCCUAAGCAUGGUAUUAAUGUUUGUGCAGAUGAAUCUGGAAGAAUUCCUUUAACUGUGGGAGGCAUUAUGAAGUAUACUUUGGUUUAUCAUGUCCAUCUUCUAGUAAAUGGAACAAGAUUCAUUACUAUCUCGGCGUCACAUGCUGUAAGUGCCACUUUGAAGGCUUACUUGGGAGGACCUUAUCCUAUGUUUAGUUUGGUGCCGGUUGACACAAAAAAGUUCUUGUGGGAAAGAUUUCAGCAAAAAUACUCAUGGCCAAAAAUCAAAGAUAAUGAGCAUGUUGGUGCAAGUCCUCAUUCACUAGGCAGAGGCAAAUCCAUUGUUUUAGAUGCACCAAAAUCCUUAUUUGUGGUUGCUACAUUUUUUCCUUGCACCGAUAGAUUUUAA